AUGGCUGAAGAGCUCAUGCUCAUCUUCAGGCAGAUAGAAGGCCUCGACAUUGAAGACCAAGAGCAUUUCAAGCGCGAUACCUAUGCAUACGAGAAGACGAAUGAGUACAUAAUGUCAUUGCUCUCACCUGAGUAUAUGCCCCCAAAUAUUGCAGCUUCCAUGAAGCCCGCUCGAUCUGUCCAGUCUGCUGGAGCAUCGGCUGCAUGCAAGAUCAAGACAGUGUUGACCAAGAAGCACAAGGCCAAUUCAGAGCCACUGCCCAGCAGUAUUUUGAGCAUGACAUGUCAUAUGAAAAGUGAUAUCGAGACAGGCAUAAAGGUAACACUCCUCUCCUUCCUACCUCCACCUAUCAGCUUGCGCAAUGAGGGUCUCCCCAUCCAAGCAUUCAGUCUAUGCCAGGAAUUGGGAACAAUGUUAUCUCCUGAAUUACUUGUGGAAGCGUCUCAAGACAGUUUAAAGCAAUAUUGGACCGUAAUGGAUACCUCUGUUGGACGUGUGCAAGGAACAAUCUCCUCAGGAUGCCGGCACCCACCUCUUUUGCCCCACUAUUCCUGCCGGAAUGCAUGCGAGGCGUCUUUCACUGACUUUUUCUUCAACUCUGGAGAUGUGCCAUGCUUCACCAGUGCACAUAGUCAUCAUUCAAAUACGUCUCUGCACCUAGUAAACCAGUACUACCUGUUUAUGAACAAUCCACAAGAUCCACUCUAUCACAAGUACGAGCCAAUAAUUCCACUACUCUCGUUUGUAAUCUCCCCCGAGAAGACAAAACUUUUCCUGGUGAGACAGGCAAAAAAGGAGUUGGCUUGGUAUCAGCAUCACCAGAUCGCCGGGAACGAAGCAUUGCUCCAAGAGAGAAUGGUGGAAAAGAGCCAGCUUCGACAUAUCCUUGCAGAGCAUGCAGGACAUAUGCUGAAGUGGUCAGCUGGGUAUGCCCAUGCGCUUGCAGUUAUGGAUCAGAAAAACCGAGCAUUCUUGAAGUCUACAAUGAAAACUGAGGAUGUCAAGUAUACGCUCAUUCUUUCCACUCCCACAAUACACUGGACCCUGGAUGUAUUCAAUCUGCGCCUGACAUUCUUAACAACAACAGGCAUGUGGCCAUCCAAGCUACUGAGUCGUCGAGGGUGUAGACGUUUCUAUGUCACCGGUAGCUGCCAAUUCAUCUUCAUCUACACCACUAUCACCUAUGCUACACAUGCUAUGCAAGGAUACCCUGCUAAAGUAGUGCUGUAUGGCACAUUAGAUUUGUAUGACCACAAACAUCUAGGAUCCACAUCUGCUGAGAUAGCCCACCCUGAGCAGAAUUGCGCAUGA
Messenger RNA from Desarmillaria tabescens, 1311 nucleotides. RefSeq lists its product as uncharacterized. The transcript has 16 exons. NCBI's taxonomy places the organism in Eukaryota, Fungi, Basidiomycota, Agaricomycetes, Agaricales, Physalacriaceae. The record is from RefSeq and is a predicted model, not a curated record. Bases 1 to 1311 code for a protein of 436 amino acids.